This is a messenger RNA of Ostreococcus tauri, 1188 nucleotides long. Its product is annotated as Endoplasmic reticulum vesicle transporter,C-terminal. The transcript has a single exon. Lineage: Eukaryota; Viridiplantae; Chlorophyta; Mamiellophyceae; Mamiellales; Bathycoccaceae. Bases 1 to 1188 code for a protein of 395 amino acids. Gene Ontology annotation, cellular component: endoplasmic reticulum; COPII-coated ER to Golgi transport vesicle. The record is from RefSeq and is a predicted model, not a curated record.
AUGCCGCGCGCGCCCGACGCCAUCGCGCGGUUCGAUUUAUUUCCAAAGCUCGGCGAUGAUUUCGCCCGGCGCACCGCCGCGGGGGGGGCGCUGAGCGUGGUCGGAUUGAUGUGCAUCGUGAUGUUGUUCAUCGCGCAGAUCGGUGAGCUGACGCGGACGACGACCACGCACGAUCUCAUCGUGGACGACGUCCCGAUCGGGAGCGAGGUGAAGAUGCGGGUGCACGUGGACGUGACGCUGCGAGCGAUGCACUGCGAACAGGUGAGUCUGGACGUGAUGGACGUGACGGGAGAGAAUCACUUGGACGUCGACGCGCACGAGGUGCGAAAGCAAAGGAUCGAUGCGACGGGGAAACCGAUCCCGAUGACGAGCGAAAAGGUGGAGGUGAACGCGAAGACGGAGGUGAAGGCGAAGGAACCGAGCGAGGAGGUGGUGGUGCGAGCGUGUGGUGAUUGUUACGGCGCGCGGGAGGAUGGAGCGUGUUGUAACGACUGCGACGCGGUGCGAGAGGCGUACAGAAGCAAGGGAUGGGCCCUGCCGGAUCUCAGGAAGGUGACGCAGUGCGCCAAGGAAUUCGACACGGCCGCGAUGUUAAACACGCAUCGAGAGGGGUGUCGGUUCACGGGGCACAUUGACGUGAACCGGGUGGCGGGAAAUUUUCACAUCGCGCCGGGGAAGAGCUUCAAUAGCAUCCACGGGCAGCACGUCCACGAUUUAUCGCCCUUCGCCGGGUUGGAGCGAUACGAUUUCUCGCAUAAGAUUCAUAAGAUUUCUUUCGGAGAGGAGUUUCCAGGCGUGGUGAACCCGCUCGGUCACGUGUCGCGCGCGCAAGACGGUCAGCAUCGGGCAGGCGUGUACCAGUAUCGCCUAUCCGUCGUUCCGUCGAGGUACAGGUACAUCGGUCUAAACGCGCGAACGGUGGAGAGCAACGACUAUUCCGUCACCGAUCACUAUCGCGGGUUCGAUCAUACGAAAGAUGGCGGGUCGCUCCCAGGAAUUUUCUUCUUUUACGAUCUCUCGCCGCUGCGCAUGGAGUACGAGGAACGACGCAUGGGUCUCCUUCAGUUCCUCGCCAACGUCGCCGCCAUCAUAGGUGGUGUCUCCGCGGUGAUGGGCAUCGUAGACGGCGCGGUGUAUCGCGGCCAGCGAGCACUUAAAGAAAAGGUAGACUUAGGCAAACAAGGGUGA